AUGGGAAACGGGGUGUGCUCCCGAAGGCAGCGGAGGAUCUUCCAGUGUCUCCUGCUGGUCACCGUGGUGUGCGGGAUGAUGUACGGCGGGAUGGUGUCGUAUGAGAUGCACAAACAGCUCAAGAGGACGGAGGUGAUGGCACUAAAGUAUCAGCAACACCAAGAGUCGCUGUCGGCGCAGCUCCAAGUGGUGUAUGAGCAUCGCUCCAGGUUGGAGAAGAGUCUUCAGAAGGAGAGGUUAGAGCACAAAAAGGCCAAAGAAGAUUAUCUGGUUUAUAAACUUGAAGCACAGCAGUCACUGAACAAGGAAAAGCAAGACUCAAACAGCAGAUACAACUCUUUACAAGUGCAACAUCAGAUGUUAAAGAAUCAGCACGACGACCUGAAGAAGCAGUACUAUGAGCUGCAGGAACAGCACCAAGCCCAGGGUGAGGAUCACAGUCGGCUGGUGGAUGAGCAUAAGGAGCGCUACGAUAAACUUCAGAAGGCCAAAGAGCUGGAAAUCUCCCAGCUCAAAGAGGGUGUAUUUAAUUUAAGAGAGGAAAAUAAACAACUAAGGAAAGCCCACCAUGACAUUCACAUACAGCUACAGGAUGCCCAGAUCCGACAUCAGGACCUGAAGGCAUCCCAUGAUCAUCUCGCACUGACGCUGGAAGACCACAAGAGUGCGCUGGCUGCAGCUCAGGUGCAGGUGAAUGAAUACAAGCAGCUCAAAGAGUCCCUAAAAAAGGCUCCCAGUAUGCCACAGCAUGAGCAAAACACCCAUCAGCUGCAGGCAGCCACCACAAAACCAAGGUCCUACGCCCAUGAAGAUCACCGGGCUCACUGGGACACUAAUUCAAGGUCGGACCACCAAGCCAUUGAGGUGCACGGUCACUCUGAGAUCCAAUCCCACUCCACUGUAACCCAGCACACUGCAGCUGAGAAAGAUGAGGAUCGAGAGGGAGAGGCAGAGAGGAGGAGGGAGCUGGCAGAGGAGGAGAUGGCCCAAGCAGGGCAGCCUCAGAGGCUGGAGGAGGACCCGGACCAGCUGCAGGAUGAACAGCAGGAGGAGGAGCAAGAGCCAGAACAUGAACAACCGGAUGAGAACGCUUUGGACCAACAGAGACACCAGCCACAGCUGGAUCCUUCUGUGAAGCUGCAUCCGGAGGAUCAGCUCCAGCACCAGGCACCAGCCCAGGUGCAGCAUCUAAAGUCAGCCUACGAGCAGCAGCUGGAGCAGAAGCGUCUGGAGGCUCAGAGGGCCGAGGAGCGCAGGCAGAUCCAGAUGCGACAGCAGGAGCUCCAGGCCCAGAGAGAGAGGGUGCUGAAGGAGAGGGAGCAGAGGCUGAAGGCGGAGCAGGAACGAGAGCAGCAGCAACACAGGGAGGCCGACAGACAGGAGCAGAUGCUCAGAGAGGAACACCAAAGGAAGAAGACAGAGUAUGAAAACAUGGACAAUGAUAUUCGAGAAGACGAUGGUCACAAUGGUGUUGAUGAAGAGAGAGACGUUCAUAUGUUGCAUGAGGAGGAAGGGGAGGAGAAUCAAGAACCAGAUCACAGAGUGCCGCCACAUCAGCAGGGUGAUGUAGAUGGUGACUUGGACCCCGAGGACGACCCCAACAACCAGGGAGAGGACGAGUUUGACGAGGCCGAGGACGACCGGCCGCAGCACAGGGCUGCCGAAGUGGACGAAAAUGCGGCUGAAGGGGAAGAGGAGCCGGCGGUACCAGCCCAGCACGUAGAACCACAUCAAGGCCCCAAACAGCCUGCUGUGGAGGAAGAACUGGUGAUAGCUGGAAAUCCAGACCAGCAGGAGGACACACUGGAUGACCAGUACCAGGAGGAGGCAGAGCAUGAGGCCCAGGAGGACAUAGCUGGUGGACAGAAGAGAGAGGAGGUGGAGGAGGAGGAAGGAGAGGAUCAAUAUAAUGACGAGAACACAGACCAGGAUGAAGUUAAAAACCAGGAAGGGCUCAGAAUGGAGAGAGAUCACAGAAAUGAUGUGAAGAAUAACGAAGAAGAGAAUUAUGAGGAGGAAGAAGAGGAGGGGGAGGAGGAUGCCGGUGGUCCAGAUAAGGGAAACAAUCGAAGGGCAGAAAUGUAGGAGGCCUGAAGUGCCUUUUGAGCUGCCUAUAGUGCCAGUCAGGGCUUUCUUUCCCUUGAUUCCCAAAGGAAUAACACUAGCUAUCAUUGAAGAAAACUUGGAUAUUACGCUCAGAAGAUGAGGACAAUAUUCUGAAUGCUUUUGAGGUUUGAAAGGAUCAGCUUACACUGUGGAAAUGGACAGAAUUUGGUGGGUGUAAAUGAGAUACAUAAUGUAUAGUUUUUAUAUAAUUUUUUUUAUUCGUUAAAUUUUCUGGCUACUUGCUCGUCUGCCGGAUCGCCUGCCCGGCUGUUCUUGUUUUUAAGAGCAAACAGAGAAUGUAUUUUUAUCAAAGUGCUGUCUUUGAGUGCGUGUAAAGGAAGCAAAGAUACACUGUGAUUCUAAUGUCAUGUUCAGGCCUUUAUAUGUAUGUUUUAUGCAGGCAGUUGUAAUCGUAGUAGAACUCAAAUGUUCAUUUAUGUAUUGCAUUCCAAUCAAUCAUGCCAUUUUCUGUUAUUUAUUGUUCAUAACAAGAACUGACAAUCGUAAAAGGUGCAACAUUUCGAUUUAAGCGUCAUUAUGACUUUCACCAAUUUUGCAAGACUGAUGCACAGGAGCAUUUCCUGGAUGUUAAUGCGGAUGCCAAUCAGCCAUAAGCCAUUUCUGGUGAAGCUUUCUGUGCUGAAUGUUCACAGUGACACUUGCCUUUCCGGUCUUGGAAAACUCUUCUAAGUCUUUUUUUUUUUUUUUUUUUUUUUAGGUCAUUUUACAUUUGGAAAAACAUUUCAAUGAGGCUGGAGAGAUAAAGGCAUGAUCCUUUUGUAUAAAGCUUCAGCAUGGCCUUAGAUGGAGAAUAUUUCAUGUCCACCACUGGUGGGAAUUUACAAUCUUAAUUUACUGCAGCAUCUUUAGUCUGCUGUACAAUGUAUAGUAAAAUAAAUGCUGAAUAUUUGUACAUUUGUACACCAGUUAUAUUUGAUACAGGAAAAAUGGGGUUUUCAUUGUAUUGAAUUAUUACCUGUCUGGAAUAAAGAGGAUUUCACGUAA
This is a messenger RNA of Archocentrus centrarchus (flier cichlid), 3111 nucleotides long. RefSeq names its product golgi integral membrane protein 4a (gene golim4a). Gene Ontology annotation, cellular component: Golgi membrane; Golgi apparatus. Bases 1 to 2085 code for a protein of 694 amino acids. The transcript is spliced from 16 exons. The record is from RefSeq and is a predicted model, not a curated record. Lineage: Eukaryota; Metazoa; Chordata; Actinopteri; Cichliformes; Cichlidae.